Molecule: messenger RNA, 842 nt
Organism: Callorhinchus milii (elephant shark)
Lineage: Eukaryota; Metazoa; Chordata; Chondrichthyes; Chimaeriformes; Callorhinchidae
Exons: 5
Coding region: 163-606 (147 amino acids)
Source: RefSeq, a predicted model, not a curated record
GUAAGUGAAGCUCUAAAAGCUCUAUAAAUCCAGGCAUAUAGAGCAACAGUGAGAACCAGGAGGUUGGCAAGAGAGUAAGAGAGAAAACAGAGAAAAAAGUGACAGGAAAACAAGCUGCUUCUUUUCUUUUCAUUAUCCUCAGGCACUUACUGUGAGAGGACCAUGCAGCUGAUAUUGCUUUUCGUGCUGUGCUUUGUUGCUGCUAAUGCAUCUUCUAGCCAAAGACAAACAGAGGCAUUUCCCCAUGACAUAACACGCCAAUCUGAACUCACCAGGCUGUAUAAUACACCUGUGGUGAGAGCUGAGAGUCUCAGGAGACCUUUGGGUUCUUUAUCUUGGAUGCUUGGACCUUUUAGUCAUUCAGGAGUAAGAGUAACAACAGAUACUGGAGAAUCUUGGCUGAUUCACAAAGGAGAUGGCUUUGGCCGCACAUCUCAGACUGUAGUUACUGAUGCCAAUCACAUGUCAGAUCGAUGGAGGGUAGUGGAAGAUACACCAGUGCAUGGAAGAACAGUGGGAGAUUUUGUACGAGCUGGUGGUUCAACAUAUUCUCUAUUGAGGGACAAUUGUCAUCACGCUGCAGACAGAAUGAUGUCCUGCGAGUGAGAACAACAUGCUCCAGAAUAGUCUCAGCUGUAUUGUCAUUGGAAAGGGCCUUGUACUCAUGGUCCUGGCCAAUGACAAGACUACUGAGACUAUUCUCAGCUGUUUAUGUCUGAUAAUAAAAAUACCAAAAUCUACCAUAUAUAUUCUGGGCUAUAAAGUAUGUUAAUGCUUGAGCUGCAUUUUGUUGAUUAAUUGUUGCUCCAUUAAAAACACCAUUAAAACUACAUUAUCACACA